AUGAUCAAGAAGAGGAAAAGAAGAGAAAAAGAAAAGGGAGUUGGAUGGAAGAAGAAAAGAAAAAAUGAAGGAGAAGAAGAAGCAAAAAAGAUGUUGUUACACAGCAAGAUGGGUGAGACAAGAGAGAUAUGCAAAGAGGCAGCCAAUGCAGCGACAGUCCAACGAGACCAGGUAUCUUCUUCCCCGGGUGAAGAGGAAGAAGACGAGCCUGAGCAAUUGACGGCUCCUUCGAUGCAGUGGAGGAGCAGAUGUUUUGAUACGGGCAGGCAGCUGAAAACAAAGCCGGGGAAGAAGCGAGGACGGGGAGAGCCAGCAGGAGCCCCAAAGCCCGAGCCAGCGACUGCUCUCCUCCGGCCAAAACAAACAGACAGACAGCCUCUCACCGCCGAGACGAGCCGAGUCUCGACGCCCCAGGUGAAUCGCCGUCCGGUCUCUCGCAGUCCCCGCGCCCGCCGUCGUCGAGUCGUCGAGAGUCGCAAAGUCGAAGAAGCGUUGUUGUUGUCGAUGUUUGUCUCUUCGCUCGACUUUCGACGUCCUCGACCUUCCGCUUUCCGCCCCGCGCAAGGAAAGAAACGCCGAGAUCCGAGGUCAUGUGAUGUCCCGUCCUUGCUCUAA
Molecule: messenger RNA, 615 nt
Organism: Trichophyton verrucosum HKI 0517
Lineage: Eukaryota; Fungi; Ascomycota; Eurotiomycetes; Onygenales; Arthrodermataceae
Exons: 3
Coding region: 1-615 (204 amino acids)
Source: RefSeq, a predicted model, not a curated record